CAACAACUGACACCAGCAAGGCACUUCUUAAAUCCAUCGCUGCACAUAAACUGGAUCUGCUCGAAGUUACUCAAACCACCUCUUUACCAGCCACGUCUCUUCAAAAGACGCAAACCAUCAAUCAUGACGGCUAUCUUGGGCAAGGUCGCCUUCAACAUACUUUACGGAGAUCGAAAGAAGAAAAUCGCCCAGUUUCUUCGCACCACCACACCUGAAUCCGUUCUCUCAGACCUACAUGCUUGCCUCGUUCGAGAAGGAGUCUCCUCCAUCACACCACAAGCCGUCUUCGACGCGUCUAGCAUCCGGGACUCGCCCCAAGGGCAGCCUUACUGGACGAAAAAGAGUUUCCAAAACCAUCUCGCCAGAACUCAUCCCGACACGACCUUCCCAGAUAUCGCUAUUGAUGUCCUAUGGUCUUGCUUUUGCUUCUACGCCUAUCAUCCAUUCCCACUCCCUGAUGCAGGGGACAAGAAACUGGACCUGUCAGCCUUUGAGCGUGGGUUGAUCCUGCUGGCUCUCCAAGGCACGAAACUCCUCGGCCUCGUCGACGAUGGAUUCGGUCAUUGCUGGUGGCGGAACGAGGAGCCCUGCAACUGCAAGUUGCGGCUGAAUCGGAUCUUCCGCAGCAUCAGUCUGGUUGUCGAUCGUCAGUCAACUUCAGAUUCACCAGUUGCGGGGUUUGACCCUUCCAUUACCGACGAUGUGAUUGAUGCGAUCCUCCCGACAUUCCCUGCCCAUCCUAAACUGCACCCUUCGCUUGAGCAGCUGAAGCCGCUGGCGGAACGUUUGCGCGAGGAGAGAAGAACAGACCAACUUCCGAUCAAGGCCAACGACUUGGCUGCUUUGCUCUGCCUCUUACUGAGGCUUAGGGUUCAUAAAUCGACCUGGAGCCGGGACUUUCAUUACGGCUCCUUCGAGGAAUCCAGUUCCGAGAAGGAGGAGUUGGCGAAUAUCCUGGCCCGAUCGUUUUGUCUUGGUCAGGACGAGGACUUGGCCCCCGAGUCAGUGCUGCGUGCUUUAGAUUUUCUGCCAAAUCUAGAGCAAUUGUUUCAUCAGCUGUGGUCCACCCUUUUUCAGCCUGGCACGCCCACGGAGAUACCAAACGUGGAAACCGAUUCAUCACCAGACACCAUGAUGGACGGGAUCCUGCGUGCAGUGUCGCUGUUUAUACCUUCUUUCCAGACCCAUAAGCGAACUGAAUUGGCUCGAAAAGUCCAGUUAAUCACCUUCCACAAAUUCUAUGACUCGAUAUCCCAGAGCUUGACAGACAGCCUUGAUCUGGACCAUAUAUUCCAGCCAAUUGUGCACAAAGACUCUGACCAAGAUCAGUCGCACCUUGUUCUCUUCUUGGGAAAUCAAGCUCCGGACUUGAAAGAGGUAGUGGUUGGAGCAUUCUUCCCGAGCGGUACGCUGACCCCUGCUGUUGCAAAAGAGGCAAAAAAGUUGGCAACGAUAAACACAGCAAGAAGAAUCCCCCUUCCACAGCUUCUCUUCCAGCUUAAGCCCAGCUUCAGUCUCUUUCGCUUGAACAAAGAGAGCAGCAGUUAUUCUUCGUCUCAAGCAGACGACAGUGCCACGGAGCAUUCUAUCGAUCACCUGACAUGCAUAGGAGAGCCCAACCGGUCAAAGGUGGGAUUGGAAUUGGAUCCCGUCACAAGGCAGGCUACAUUUCUGCGAGGCACAGCUACCGCCGCCAAUCGGAUGCCAGGCGCGUAUGAAGAGGUGGCUAGGAAGCAUGGUGAUGGGGCUGACACCGUGGAUGGGGAUCAGCAAGAGCGCAGAACAGCUUUUACAGUGACCCGUGUUGCCAUCUUCAACGUGGAAGGGGGGCCGAAAUACGAUAAUCCUUGGUAGUCGGGCAAGGUUAUGUACGAGUUCAAUUAUGAAGGAUAUUAUUGCUUCCAGUGUUUAUCUUUCUGGUCUCGUAGUAUUUGAUGGCAGUGUUUCUUAAUGGCAUCCGU
This is a messenger RNA of Aspergillus homomorphus CBS 101889, 1961 nucleotides long. RefSeq lists its product as uncharacterized. The transcript is spliced from 4 exons. The record is from RefSeq and is a predicted model, not a curated record. The coding region runs from base 124 to 1854 and encodes 576 amino acids. NCBI's taxonomy places the organism in Eukaryota, Fungi, Ascomycota, Eurotiomycetes, Eurotiales, Aspergillaceae.